AUGAAGCAUGAGAUCUCACAGAAUCUGCAAACGGCAGGGCGUACAGAAAAGGACCAAGAGCUGGAAGACAGUUCAGUCUCCUCCUCUGCCGAGUCCUCUGACGACACGUCCUACUCCGAAGGUGGUGGGGCGGUCUUCCGCAGCUUCGUGGCACAGGAGGGUGACACGGAGGUAAAGAAAGAAGUGAGCAACUUUGUUUUCGGAUCUUCCGUCACACAGGUUGAGGACCCUCAGUUGAGUCCCACGCCGACUAUUCCCGCAGAGCUAUCUAUGCGGGCUCAUGUGGGCAGAGACUCUGCGAUCUGA
Symbiodinium sp. CCMP2592 is the source of this 306-nucleotide messenger RNA. Lineage: Eukaryota; Dinophyceae; Suessiales; Symbiodiniaceae. The record is from the annotation of a GenBank genome assembly.